GAGAUGUCUUACAACUACAACACAACCUUUCGAAGAUGCAGCGAUGUGCAGUUUACAAAGGGAAAUAAGCUGUCAAGGAGGAGUUAUCCCGACGAUGGCCACGAAUCGCACUGUCUUCGUUACAUUCGCUCACUUUAUAAAAUGCGGACAGCCAAGUUCUUUCACCGCUGUAUUCACGAUAUUCGCCUUUUACUAGUUUAUCGCCAGUAUAGUCACCGACGCUUGCUGACUUUACUUCUGGUCUGUGUUCUGCUAUGGAUAUUUUAUAAAGGAGUGCACCAUAUUUUUCAUGAGGAAGCUCUUUCUAACCCGAAAGUGGAUCAUUGGUGUGACAGUGAGGAACUUCCAUCCUACUUGCUCAAGCAGGAUCCAGAAGAAAUCACCAUAGUCACUGCAUACUUCAACUUGGGAACUUACAGAAGUGGUUCAGGAUACUGGGACUAUGCUAGCUCUCAUCAGAUAAAGCAGCGAAUGCGACCCCUUGGCAAAAUUGCCAACCCUGUAGUUGCUUAUAUAGAAGAUGACAGUGUUGCAGAAUACUUCUUAAAAAUUCGCUCUUGUUUUCCUCCUUCUCUGACACGUGUCAUCAAAUUAAACAGGGAGGAUUUGUGGAGUUUUAGGCUGCAGUCACACAUAGAAGUGAUUUAUGGUCAGAGUUCGUACCCUAAACAUUACCCCAAUACUGUGAGUGCUGAGUACACGUGUGCAUCUCAUGCUAAGUAUGAGCUGCUUGAAUCUGCCAGUAAAGAAAACUUCUUUAAAACUCCUUUUUUUGCAUGGCUGGACAUUAACUACUUUAAAAAUUUAGAUGAGACAAGUUUUGAAAUUUUUAAGCUUAUCCCUCCUGGUACAUUUAAUGUGGAGAUGAUUUCCAUGUCACAGGCAUGGCCUCAUGAUCCAAACAUCCCUGUAAAAGAAGUGAUUGAAAACAACUUGGUGUGGGUUUCUGGAGCCAUGAUUCUUGGUGUACAAGAAACUGUCCUAAAUUUGACAUUGAAUUACCGACAAACAGUGGAAAAACUAUUAAAAAAAGAGUUGUCUGCCUCUGAUGAACAGAUUAUAUAUAUAAUGUUUUCAGCACCUCUAAGAAAACAUGUUAAAUUACACUUGAAGACAUUUCUUUGUCAUGACGGUCAGCUAGAUUUGUUUGGAAGGGAUGCACGGUUUCUGUGCCUUGGUUAUGUGUGCAGAAAUGCCUGGAAUAAAAUCCACAAACCAAGUUUAUAGCAUAGAAGAAAUGUAAAAUUGUAGCAUAAAAAUGAACCAAGGGUGUAAAUGUUUUAACUUGUUCUGUGGAAAGAACAUAUUAGCAAUUAUGGCAGUAGAUUUUUGAUGGAGGGUUACAUUGUCAAAUGUGUUGGCACUAAAUUUCAAAGACCAAAUAAAAGAAAAAUAGGGAGAUGAAAAAACAAAUGCCACAUCACUGGUAGCUUUGCCUUAUGUGCUUACUAGUAUUAAAUUAUUUGUGGCUUGAGCAUUAACUUUUACAGAUUGUUUACUGUAGAUCGUUGUUAUGACUGUCAUGCUUCUAAAUUUUGGUUUUAAAUGUUACCUUAAAGAUUAAUUUUGUAUUCUUUAUAAAUUUUAAAAAAUGUUUAUGCUAAACUUCCACAAUAGCAGCAAAGAUUGCCUCUUAAUCAUUCAAGAUUGUGGAAGGAAUAAUCUAAUUAGCUUUUUCAUUUAUAUUUUAAACAUAUUUGUAUAUCAUUUGCCCUUGAAGGAUAAUAUACAUUGUAUGAUGAUAAACACAAUGUUUUAGGUUGUUUGGACCAUCUCAUGAGCAAUUAAAUGCAUUGCUAAACAUGUCUUUUUGAAAGCUUAAAGCACUUGGAACUUGAUUGUGUCAUGAUCACCAAUGUGCCACACUACUGGUGCUAGCAUAUCGUAUUCAAACAAGAGUAUCUACUAAACCUUUUUAAAAUCUGAAAUCCACAGUAAAGGCAACAUCAUUAAAUUCAAGAUAGUUUUAAGAUGAUUUUUAAAUAUAAAAUAUUCUGCUUGGCAUGAUGCAACAUUUUUUGUUUUAAUGUACAAAAUAUUUGUGAAGGAGAUUAAGCAAAUGGAUCUGAGAUUUGUAGUCACAAACUCAUGUAAGUGGCUCACAGGCUGUGAGUUUCAUGAAUCAUUCUCACAUUAUAAACAUUUGAUUUAUACAAAAUACCUCUACAGAAAUAAAAAUAAACAUCAAUUUGUAGAUGUAAGUGAAGUACCCAAAUACACUUCUUCAGCCCUU
This is a messenger RNA of Pomacea canaliculata, 2233 nucleotides long. RefSeq lists its product as uncharacterized. The transcript has 4 exons. The record is from RefSeq and is a predicted model, not a curated record. Bases 4 to 1227 code for a protein of 407 amino acids. Lineage: Eukaryota; Metazoa; Mollusca; Gastropoda; Architaenioglossa; Ampullariidae.